AAUUGCUAUGUAUUGAAAACCUGUAAUUCUUUUUAUAUCAGUAAGGUAUUGAACACUUUCUAUUAUUUUUAUGGCAGUAUAGUUGUGACAAAAGUAUAACGUAAUGGGAUAUAUCUUCACUACGGAAAUAGAAUAUUGGAUACAACAUGGAUUUUACUAUUGGUAUACGUCAGAAAUAUUCAACGAUGAAGUGAAAAUAUUCAAACUCACUGUUUGACCUAUUUUCCGAUUGCUAUCAUAAACAACAUACAUAGCCAUAGAGUCGUUCAUGAAUGAACUUGUCAUCGAAUGAUACAUUUUGCAGUUCUUCUUGGCUGUUGUUGGAUCCGACACAAUUUUGAAACAAAAACGUUAAUUCGUUGGAGAAAAGUUAUUUAACACGGAGCUAGAUUAACUUUUCCAACACCAGAGUAUUGACAUUUGAUAUAUAUCAGUCAGGCGAUUCUACGUUAUACAGCAUCGCGCCAUAUUGGAAUUUUUCCAUGCUGUCCUCAACAAAAUGUUCCUUGUUCAUGUCGCAAAAUGAUACAUUGAAGAUAAGUGUUUCAGAAGAAUUUCUACUACGAAGGCUCAUUGUAUAGCUAAACUGUAUGAAGCAUUGCGUUGUCUACAUACAUCGAGUUAUUUCAACAUUAUAUCACAGUCCUAACGUGACCACCAUUAUUUGGUAAUGUACUAAUCGAGAUGCCAAGUAUGAGCAAAACAGAAGCAUUAAUCGGUGCUGUUCAGCGUUUUUGGCUCACACCCCGUGUUAUUAAACUCGCUUUUGUCCUCAUCAAUUGCGCAUAUCUUUUCUUCCUCAUCGGAUUCUCUACAAAUGGCUGGGUCUCUCGUUCAGGUCAAAGUUCAAGUUACACACAAGGGUUGUUCAACCACUGUGUCGUUUCCGGUAUCUUCACAUGCUGCCAGACACUCAACUCACACCUGAGUGACAAUAAAACUGAUGGAGUACCAGCAUGGAUCGACUUCACAAGAGUGAUCCUUUGUUUUGGCUUGAUAUCGUCAACUGUUGCCAUGAUGUACAUAUGUUCAAUGAUGAACGUUGAUACAGAGAACUUGAGAAGGGUACUUUACCUGGAGAGGGCCUGCUACGUCACUUCAUACAUGUCAGGUGUGUUCUUGCUGCUAGGGUCCGUGGUUUACGGAUCAAAGUUCGGGAGAGACCACUGGCAAUCCGGAGCUUCCCUUCACGGUUCCUAUGGUGUAACCACAGUGGCCGGCAUUCUAUUCGUACUGGCAGGAAUUGCUACUUCCGUCACCAACAAGCGAAACAGAGUUGCAGACGUGCCAGUCCAGCGGGCCAACUUGCGGCAGGCACAAAACCCGAUACCCCCUGUUCCUCCUGCCCAGAAUACAGACGAAAAUGUAUGCUGUGUUUGCCUGGAAGGCACUGUAAAUGUGACGUUUCUGAAUUGUGGACACACAAGUUGCUGUUACAAUUGUGCCAACAACCUUAAAAAUUCAACCAAGAUCUGUCCGAUAUGUCGACAGACUAUCAGAGACGUCGUCAGGAUAUUCAGAACAUGACGAGAUCACACGCACAUGAAACUUCAGACAGGGUUCAAUACGUGAUCUCCAAUUCCUGUCAUCUAUGUUUUAAAGUAAUAUUUUUUUCCAAUUUCAUUGUAUAUACUUAAAUAUAUUUGUGUAUACAGGGUUAUCCUAUCGCAUUCGAUGUGACUUACUUACUGUUUUCGGAAUAAUUUAGCUAUACUCUUAGUUUAUAUGGAAUGAUUUUAAUGUCUACGUGCAAUGUUCCGGUAUACGGUGACAUUAAACUCCCCACAAGUAUCAAUUGUUAAGGUAUGUCUAGAUGUUAUGAGUGUUGAUUUUAAUACGACAUUCAUUGCUAUAUUGACGUUUUACACUUUUGGUCACACUUUCGGUAGUUCCGUUUGUUUUUGUGAAUGUUAAAAGGGCUUCUGUUGACAUCGAUAAAAUAUCCAAUAAAUACUAAACAAUCAAAAUGAAAAACUAGAAAUUAUUGGCUAACAAUUUGACGGGCUUUUCAUCGUUAGGACUAGUUUGGCCUUAACAUCUCAGCAUCUUACAUAGGCCUAUUUAAUAUCAAGACUUUUGACCUUAAACAACUUCAGAGCAAGCUUUAAAAAGUUUGUUACCCAAAAAAGUACAUUUAAUGUUUGACUCCUACCGAAAACCAAAAGUAGACCUAUGACACAAAAAAAAAUCCUGAGAAAAAGAUAUGAUUUAAAGAAUAAAACAAUUAUUAAUCAAACAAAUAUAUUGGAACGUAAAAUAGUAAUAAAUAGGUAAUAUCCAAUACCCUUCUUCCGGGCAAAUAUGCGUAUAUAGUCUAUUUUUAUUGUGUAUCUGUUGAUUUUACUGUACAUGUUGUUUUUUUUUCUGUAUCCGAGGAAAUUUUACUACUUACAAGGUAUUGCACUGUAUAAAGGGUGGUUUUAUGUUAACAGAAGUAGUAACUGUUUAUCGUGUUAAUAGUAUUGUAUACGGUGGAAUUUUACAGUAUGCGGGGCAUUUAUUUUUAAAACAGUGUUAUUUUCGCGUUUAGAUAAAUCGUCAACUCAACAAAAAGGCGAACAAUAAAAUACAUCAAAAAUAACACAAUGCUAUUAGAAGUAAGCCAUUAAAAUAUGACAUUUGUAAAAAUCUCCGAUAUCUCAUUUAACAACCUGUUUUCAAAUUUACGUAUACUGUUUUUCUAUUUAUGUAAACCCUGUAGUUAUAUUCAUGUUGAUUCUUCUUCAGUUUUGUAUCCAUAUCCUGUCUUAUGUUUAUAUAAAACCUGUCUUCAUUUUCACGUUUAUUGUCGUCAUAUUCAUGUUUAUUUUGUCUUCGGUCAAGUAUAGAAGUACAUAACAGCUUUAAUAAAGUAAAUAACUAGUUUGUGUUACAUAUGUUAUGAAGGGGGAAACGUAAUACGAAUCUUGUUACAGUUCUAAAUCGACCUAAUUUUAUGUAUAUAUAUCCUGCUUUUGGGUUAUUUCAUUUAAUCUUUAUAA
This is a messenger RNA of Mizuhopecten yessoensis (Yesso scallop), 2981 nucleotides long. RefSeq lists its product as uncharacterized. Lineage: Eukaryota; Metazoa; Mollusca; Bivalvia; Pectinida; Pectinidae. The transcript is spliced from 4 exons. The coding region runs from base 685 to 1527 and encodes 280 amino acids. The record is from RefSeq and is a predicted model, not a curated record.